AAUCCUAGGUACCUAAGACGUUUAUUACCUAUUGUGUUGCUCUGGAACAGUUUACUCAAGACAUACAACUUAGGUUACGUUCACUAUGUCGUUUAUAUUAUUAAUUCUUUACGUUUUAACAAUAGGGUACACUGUAGUUAAUUGUUUUAACAGUAAGGCUCAUGAUUUUCAGGAAGAAAACUCCAUAGAUUCAGCAUUCAGUAGAGACAACCCAUUAUCAAACAAACCAGCUGAAGAUGGGAAUGACUCAAAGGAUUCGAUUGCUCCUCGUACUCUUUUCGGAUUAGUAAAUAUCUUAGGACUGCAAGGACAUAUGGGUCUUGAUUUUGUCCCUGAAAGCUACGGAGAUAUGCCGCCAAGUAACCUAGGACAUAAAGGAUAUCGCACAUACCCGCUUGGUGGCCAUUAUUUAUCACAGCCAGCACUACCACCGUAUUACGUCGGUUGUAAUUCCUGCUGAUAAGCAAAAAUAAAUUCAGCUAUUCAUGUGCCA
Molecule: messenger RNA, 493 nt
Organism: Homalodisca vitripennis (glassy-winged sharpshooter)
Lineage: Eukaryota; Metazoa; Arthropoda; Insecta; Hemiptera; Cicadellidae
Exons: 2
Coding region: 86-460 (124 amino acids)
Source: RefSeq, a predicted model, not a curated record